Molecule: messenger RNA, 1203 nt
Organism: Xyrauchen texanus (razorback sucker)
Lineage: Eukaryota; Metazoa; Chordata; Actinopteri; Cypriniformes; Catostomidae
Product: transcription initiation factor TFIID subunit 12-like
Exons: 6
Coding region: 172-660 (162 amino acids)
Biological process (GO): RNA polymerase II preinitiation complex assembly; DNA-templated transcription initiation
Cellular component (GO): transcription factor TFIID complex; SLIK (SAGA-like) complex; SAGA complex
Molecular function (GO): TBP-class protein binding; protein heterodimerization activity; DNA binding
Source: RefSeq, a predicted model, not a curated record
CACGGGGCUCCAUUAGCCAGAAGAGGCGCCUGUGAAAGCAACAGCAACAUCAACAAACAGGGAAUUUAGCAUAUUUCCAGUUCAGGAAUGCCGAAGAUGGGAAGAUAAUACAAAGUAAUUUUGAUCAGUUGUGAUUCAGGCUUGUGACGGAUACCUCUUGACAGGCAUAGUAUGACCCAAUAUCCUACACCGACCAGUCGCUCCAACUUCUACACUGUUGUGAAAGCAGAAGCCUCUUCCACACCACCCCUCUCCACCAACAUGGCCAACAGUACAGUCCCUCCAGGCAAAGUUCCAGGCACCCCUGGGCCAGCAGGGAGACUGAGUCCUGAAGGAACUCAGGUGCUUAGUAAGAAGAAGCUUCAGGAUCUCGUGCGGGAAAUUGACCCUAAUGAGCAACUCGAUGAGGAUGUGGAGGAGAUGCUCUUACAGAUUGCUGAUGACUUCAUUGAGAGUGUGGUGACUGCUGCAUGCCAGCUUGCCAGACACCGAAAGUCAAACACUCUUGAAGUGAAGGAUGUCCAGCUGCACCUUGAACGACAGUGGAACAUGUGGAUUCCUGGCUUUGGCUCAGAUGAGAUUCGGCCGUACAAAAAGGCAUGCACCACAGAAGCCCACAAACAGAGAAUGGCGCUGAUUCGCAAAACAACCAAAAAGUAGCAAGAUCUGAAGCACCAACUGAUUUUUUUUGUUUUGUUCUGAAGUUUUGGAAGUGGGGUGGUUUGAGGCGAUAAAAAUUAUGUUAAUCAUAGGGGCAGAAUGCAUCGUCACAGAACAGCUCUGUUGGCAUUUCAUGCAUUCAAAAAGUGCAGGAAUUUGUAUAAUUUGUCUUUGCAGUUCACUCAUUUUGUUGAGCACCUUUUCGAGUCUCUGGCUUGGUGCUAAAUUGGGGCAUUUCUUAUACGGUAGGAAUCUCACAGACCUCUGCGUUAACAUCACUUUUUUAAUUGUUUUACCCACAAACCACAUUUACAUUCACAUUUCAAAUAUGUCUGACCGUUCAUUUAAGUCACACCAUUUUUGCUCAGCUGUAGCUAUGCACCUGUAAAAAUUACCAUGUGUCUUAUGUUUUGUUUAUAGUGUUCAGUGUUAUAGAACUUGUCAUAAGGAAUACUUAAUAAGAGUAGAACCAGAAAUGCUAAGUGUAUGACUUUCUAAAGGUAAAGAGUAAUUUUUACCAAAUAAAUACUAUUUCCCUUGUAA